Suillus plorans is the source of this 891-nucleotide messenger RNA. RefSeq lists its product as uncharacterized. Lineage: Eukaryota; Fungi; Basidiomycota; Agaricomycetes; Boletales; Suillaceae. The record is from RefSeq and is a predicted model, not a curated record. The transcript has 5 exons. The coding region runs from base 1 to 729 and encodes 242 amino acids.
AUGCCCAAAGAAAUCACAUAUAACGAGAACUCAGUUCUUAUACAAAAUUCCAAAUCACAAGAAACCGGUGAACACUCAUGCGAGGAUAUGCCACCCCAAUGGCAGCCCCCACCGAGACCAAUAGCGAGGCGCUGUUUCAUUAUUCUUUGCUAUAUUUUUGUGGCAGACUCGAACCUUGAAAGUUUUUGGAAGAGAAUCAGUAGAGACUCCUCGAAGGGCUGGAAAGACUAUCAUGCCGAAUAUUUUGACUUCCUUAACCGCAUAAGCACCGUGCAAGGACUGCUGCUCACAACGUCAGCUGUCUUCAUCUCAACCGCAGCCCCGUUAUCUAUCCUAAAUUAUGCUGCGGACAUUCCAUACGCAUGUUUGUCUGAGUCGCUCGUCUUCGCUUUGUUCGGGCUGUUCCUGCAGUUAUUUGUCUCUGCCUACUUGGGACCACGAUAUAAACGCGCAAAAACAUUGGAGGAACUCAAAGAGAAACGUUGGAUGAUCUUUUGUCACCUUUUCAAUUUAGCUCUCCCAGCUCUUUUCUUUAAUGCUUCUUUAGGUUGGCUCUUAGCGGCGAUCGUGAUCACCGGGUGCAUGUCACAAUCACUCCUAACUCGUAUUCUCACAAUUAUCACCGUCCUUGCUCUUGUCUUGGUGGAAUUUUUGUCCUUCGUGAUUCUACCUCCAUUUCGAAAAUUUUGGGCAGUGUCAUUAUGGGGUGUUCACCAUGACAGACAUUGAGGUUGUACUACGACCUCCAAAUGUACAUGGUAUUAGCAUGCCUUCCCGAUGUAUAUUUAUUAUAUCCCAUUCACUCCUGUAUAUCUGUUAUAAUCUUGAUCAGAUUCACGUUUUCGGUUCAGUGUUGCGCAUGACUUUCGUUCUUGUCCAGGAAAAUGGCGC